AUUCAGAGAUGAAUACAUAAUAAGUAUGGAUCCUCCUCUUCAAGAAGAAGGCCGUUGGCACAGGUACAAAAAUAUCAGGGAUCUUAGGAAUGCAGGGAUUCAUGUGAAGCUUAACAAGAGAGAAGAAUGGAAAUGGAACAGCGUGUCUUUCAACUCCAACUUGUUUAGCGGAGAAUUGAAGCUUCCAAUGAUGAUAGUGAAUGAUGUCACUCCUUAUUUCUAUCACAACUUGAUUGCAUUCGAGAUGUGCCCGGAUUUUCGCAACAACUUCGAAUUCUGUUCAUAUUUUUUCUUGAUGGAUUCCUUGAUAGACGAAGCCGAGGAUGUGAAGGAACUCAGGUUGGCCGGUGUCCUCCAAAACUUGCUCGGAAGUGACAAAGAAGUGGCCAAACUCUUCAAUGAACUAGGCCAUGAAUUGCCUGCUAAAAUGUGCAAUUACAUGAUCAGAACUAAUGUUGUGGCCUACAGCAAAGGAUAUAUUCAAGUGAAGCAUCAAAUCAAUGAACAUUACCAAAAGAAAUGGAAGACUUGGUUGGCUGAAGGACGCAGCACUUAUUUCAGUACUCCAUGGUCUUUCAUUGCCUUUCUGGCUGCCGUUGCAGCAUUGCUUCUCACUUCUAUUCAAGCUUGGUAUGCUGUACAUCCCAAGAUCAGCAACUAA
This is a messenger RNA of Arachis duranensis, 661 nucleotides long. RefSeq names its product putative UPF0481 protein At3g02645. The record is from RefSeq and is a predicted model, not a curated record. The transcript has a single exon. NCBI's taxonomy places the organism in Eukaryota, Viridiplantae, Streptophyta, Magnoliopsida, Fabales, Fabaceae. Bases 26 to 661 code for a protein of 211 amino acids.